Molecule: messenger RNA, 1500 nt
Organism: Schistocerca cancellata (South American locust)
Lineage: Eukaryota; Metazoa; Arthropoda; Insecta; Orthoptera; Acrididae
Product: sialin-like
Exons: 9
Coding region: 58-1500 (480 amino acids)
Biological process (GO): monoatomic anion transport; transmembrane transport
Molecular function (GO): transmembrane transporter activity
Source: RefSeq, a predicted model, not a curated record
AAAGCGCGAGUCGCGAAACAGGCCUCCAGCAGUCGAGUGGUAUACUUCAGAAACAGAAUGACAACAGCUGUGACGGCGGCGCCGCAGGACAGCGCGGGCUUCUGGAAGACGCGCUACACCAUCCUGCUGCUGAACUUGUCGGGUCUGGCCAUCAGCUACGCAACGCGCGUCAACAUCUCGGUGGCCAUCGUCAACAUGGUCAAUGGGACGGCGUUGCAGGAGAGAGACGCCACUGGAGGUACGCAGCUGAUCCGUGACCCAGACUCCUGCCCAGGCGAGCUGGUGCUCAAUGGUCCGGACGGACACAAGGAUGGGGAAUUUAUGUGGGACAAGCAGAUGCAAGGAGAGAUCCUCGCAGGAUUCUACUACGGUUUUACGGUUGGCCACAUACCGGGAGGCGUACUCGCCGAUCGACUCGGUGGCAAGGCCGUCAUGUUGUUCGGCAUGCUCGUCUCAUCCCUCCUGACAGCCCUGACACCGCUGUCUGCGUGGGCUGGCUACUACGUACUGUUCACCAACAGGGUCCUCCAGGGACUGGCUCAGGGUGGCAUAAUACCAGCUAUACAGACGAUUGUUUGCAGAUGGGCACCAGAUCACGAAAGGAGCUUGUUUUCCAUUAUUUUUCUCGGGAUAUUUAUUGGAACCCUCGUAUCCAUGGCGGUGACGGGCGUCCUGUGCGAGACCAUCGGUGGCUGGCCGCUUUCCUUCUACGUUUUCGGAGGCGUCGGACUGCUGUGGUGCGUGCCUUGGUUCUUCCAGGCUGCAGAUUCGCCGUCGCAGCACCCGUACAUCGACCCAGCCGAACGCAACUACAUCAAGGCUACGAUACGGUCAGCUGCUAAGAAGAACCUGCCUGUGCCGUGGAAGAGCAUUAUGUCAUCGCCGGCUGUCUGGGCUCUCGUCGCUAUCAUGGUUACUUUCGACUGGAUCUUCUAUCUGCUCAUCACGUCGCUGCCGCAGUAUAUCGCUCAAGUCUUGCACUUCGAUAUCCGCAGCAAUGGGAUCAUAUCAGCCAUUCCUCACAUCACUGGUGGCGUUGGCAGUUUGGCAUUUGUGUGGCUUACUGACUUCCUGCUCCGGAAAGAAUGCAUGUCCAAAAUGUGCAGUUUCCGCCUAGUAAAUGGGUUCGGUACUCUGGUGCCUGCCGCUACAAUGAUCAUCGUAGCGCUGGUGGGUUGCGACAGCACCGUCAUCAUUGCGAUGUUGGCGCUCAGUGGCUUCUGCACCGCCACCGACUUUACGAGCUCCUACCUCAACAUGCAGGCAAUCGCCCCCAACUACGCAGGCACCAUCGUCGGCAUCGUCAACAUGUACGGCAAUCUGACGGGCAUCGCAGUCCCUUACAUCGUCGGUAUAUUCACCAGCACAAACGAUGGCGUUCGGUUCUCCCACAUGGGCAUUGUGGCUUCGGCGGGUUGCGAGCGCAACAGGGAUCUUUUGGAGGUGAAGAUGGCUGCAGUAAGACAGACGGCGUUUAUUGUUGCAGCGAGCUAUGCCUGA